This is a messenger RNA of Misgurnus anguillicaudatus (oriental weatherfish), 2240 nucleotides long. RefSeq names its product thyroid stimulating hormone subunit beta a (gene tshba). NCBI's taxonomy places the organism in Eukaryota, Metazoa, Chordata, Actinopteri, Cypriniformes, Cobitidae. The record is from RefSeq and is a predicted model, not a curated record. Gene Ontology annotation, molecular function: hormone activity. Gene Ontology annotation, cellular component: extracellular region; cytoplasm. Gene Ontology annotation, biological process: G protein-coupled receptor signaling pathway.
GAGAGGCCGAUUUAUUUAAUACCGUUACACGGUGUGCAGAAGGUUUCCCAAGUGAUUAAUGUAAUGUGCCCAGAACAGGUCAUGUCAAACCCUUCAGUUCCUGGUACUGUUUUGAAGUUUACCUGCAAUAAGACAUUUCUUUAAACUUUAAAGGGAUUUGUCAGUAUGUACAAAUGGUUUCGGGUAAAUCAGAAACAGUGAGCAGUUUUCAAAUCAGUUACAGCUUGACAGAGACAUUGAAGGUGAUAAGACGAAGCAAUUAUUAACAGCGUAUGCAAGCGUGUUUCUAUAGCGCUCGAGAAUAUGAGCAUACAAAAGAUGAAAAGUGAAAUCGAUAACAGUAAGCGAUAGCACAGGUGUGUUGCUACGGGCACUCUUAUAGUUUAAAAAUAUACAUCUUUGUGCCCUUAAAAUGUGUUUUUGUGAGGAUGAGUUGAUGGUUGAGAAAGUUAAUCUGUGACAUUGUCAAAACAUCUUGUCGUAUUGAUGCUGUAAACUGCAAAACAAUUUUUAAUAGCGUGUUUUUACUAUUCAAGUUACAUAUGAUUUAACUGGAAAUAAAUUGCAUGUAAAAGUGUUUGUGCAUUCAUUUACUUUUCCAUUUUCCACCCCGUGAACUUUGCACGCGUGAUAAGGAUCCAAAUGUGUCUGAGUUUAUUCUAUGAGAUCAUGAUAAAUUGUGCUUGUAUCUUUAUUAAAGUUCAGAUUAGAUGUUAUUUAGUAAGCGGGCUCAUUUGUUGCCAUGUUAUCUUAUUGUACAUCCUGCGUGUUUUAUGUACAUGUGCAACAUAAGUACCCUAUAUGAUAGCUUUUUUUGGCAAGCAGCCUAGUCUUUCAAUCCAUUAAAAAGCGUGCCGUGUAUUGAGCAAAAAGUGACAUUAGUUAUCUGUUCAAAGCACUUAGACAAUAAUAUCAGACAGUGUCAACACUGAUCCAGAUUCAGACAUUAUAAAACUGAAGACGUCCACCCAUAGGAUAGUAAAAUCAUAAAUUCUUUCUAAGCUCAAAUAGUUUAUUUCCUCAUUAUUUUCUCAGAUUUUACAAUGAUUACACAUCAUUUAUCAACAUUCAUCAUCAACUUCAUUUAUGGAAGUUGAUGAUGAAUUAUAUAUAUAUGUUUUCAUGUGUGUACCUUUAAAUGCAAAUGAGUGACAGCUCUUCACUCCCUUACCAAUAGACAGUGAUUUCAUUUAAAAUAGAUCUAAUUCCUCUGAAUACAGUCUGAGACAACAGUGUCUUUUGCUAAAUUAGCAUUACAAUGUGCUAACAAACACAUUUAGAAAAGUUUCUGGGUAAAAUUAACCAGUCAGUCAAUGGGGCUUUGUUUGUGUGAUGUCACAUUAACAAGACAAUCAAAACAACAUGUCUAAUGAGACUGCAUUGGUUUUAUGGAGAUAAAAUAUAGGAGGUAGGAUUUUAUUCAUUGUAUGGGGGUUGUGUUUACAUACAGCCAACACACGUUUAUGUCCAAGCACUUUGUAAAAGUGGAUUUUGUAUAAUAUGUGCUUUUUAAAAACAUAAAAAAUCCUCCUGAUAGAGAUUAUUUGUUCAUUGAGAAUUUCAUUGUGAAUAUUAAUUCAGUGGUCUAUCAUACUUUGGUUAAUGGGUUUAUGGAUGCUGGACUAUGGAGAUGAGAGAUAAUGCGAGAUCGGGUUCAGUGUCUGUAUAAGAGCAGCCGGGUUUAAACAUAGACAGUCUUCUCAGAUCCUCAAGAUAUCCUGAUAUAUUGACAGCUACAAUGUCUCCUGUGUAUGUGAUUGGCAUGUUGGGACUUUUGAUGAAGCUAGCAAUGCCUAUGUGUGUUCCCACCGAGUACACCCUUUAUAUUGAGAGACAGGAGUGUAAUUAUUGUGUGGCUGUCAACACCACCAUCUGCAUGGGCUUCUGCUUUUCAAGGGACAGUAAUGUAAAAGAAUUGCUAGGUCCUCGUUUUUUGGUCCAGAGGGGUUGUACGUAUGAAGACGUCGAGUACCGAACGGCCGUCCUGCCCGGCUGCCCGUCGCACGCAGAUCCACACUUCACCUACCCGGUGGCUGUAAGCUGUCACUGCAGUACUUGUAACACACACAGUGACGAAUGUGCACACAAAACCAGCACCUCUGGAGUGAGAUGCUCCAAACCCGUCCGUCAUCUGUACCCCGACCCCGAUGAGAACAACUUCAUCCAGGCAAUCUGGGAGCAGUAUGAGUGAUCAAAAUGUUAUUACUUUGGGGGUACGUCAGUAUUCCUUGACUUGAAUA